AAGAAUUGGAAGUGCUUUCUUCUGCUUUCCCUUUGUCCAUUACCGCAAUUCCGUGGGGAUCAUUUCGGGUCCUGGGAUCAUUCCGGGUCCUGUACAGAAACAUGUCUCAACAAGUCUCAGUGUCUGAAUUCUCGCGUCUGAUAGAAGACAAUAAACAUUCCACACAUAUUUUAGGUGUUCACGGUUUUACUGGUUACGCUGUAAUUAUGAGAUAACUCGGGAAGGCGUUUACUACAUUUUGGGUUAAAUUUCCAGGUCGCUUUUGUUAUCCAAUCCCGGUCGCUGUUUACUACAAACCCCUGUCUCGUUCAUGUUCAGGCGGCAAAAAAUCCGCCGGUAAUGUUCCUUGGUCCUGUUUUUACCACUUCGCAGGAUCCAGGAACGCCUAAUCAAUUUUGGAUGUUCUAAAGUUCAUAACCGUGAGAGCCUGGAGACAAACAACAUCAAGAUGGCGGACCCUGUUCGUCGCCCAAAACAGGAAGACUCCGCGAAAAGGUCGUCACCUGGCGAAACCCCCGGCUCCCAAGACAAAAAUACGAUGGAUUCAGAUAAAACAGGACUUUCCUCUUCAACUGAAGAAAAUUCAACUCCUGAAUCGUCUCCUAGUCAGAAUAAUGAGCUCUGGAACUCUAUGUCGUAUUGGUAUUAUAUGCAGUCAUAUUACCAAUAUUAUUACAGUAUAUCUUAUUUUUACACGUAUUACUACUGGCAAAUGGUGUCUUCACAACAAAGUCAGACCGGAAAUCAAGGACCGCCGGGUUUCGCUGGAGGGAAUGGCCCGUUUCCGCCGCAAAAUACUGCAAAUAGAGGAUCUACUGCACCAUUUUUACGACCACAGAUACAACAACCAACCAGUUGUGAUGCUCGUGUUGCUUCGAUACAGAAAAGAGUUGUGGCUGAGCUGCUGGACUUUUUAUUCCUAUAUUUCACCAAAUUUUUAGUGUUUUCAAUAUUCUAUAAUAACAUGGAACGAUUCACCCAGCUUCAAUACUCUCUGAUCAUUGAUGAAAACACAAGUUUGAAAGAACUGGAGGAAAUUCUCAUCCAAGCGCUCACCUACAGGCUUAUGGUAUUCAUGUAUGAGACCUUGUUCAUCAUAGGCGGCCUAUUCGGCGGCCUUGGUGGUGCUACGCCUGGUAAAUACUUUAUGGGUCUCUCUGUGGUGUCUGCAGAUAGCGUUGACUUUCUGUCUGUCGACGCCCAGGGGCAUGAUAUCGUCAGGGCCAUGCCUGGAGGGAACCCUGGACUGUGGAGAUCAGGCAUAAGGGCCCUCGUCAAGAACUUCUCCAUGACUUUCCUGUUUCCCAUCUUUAUCACUGUGUUCUUCUUCCAAUACAACCGGACAAUUUAUGACAUCCUUGCGGGCACUGCCGUGGUCGAAAAUGCAUCUCGGCGUCAGCUGCGUCAGCACCAACAAUAAUCACUCUCGGCAGAAAAACUAUAUGUACAGCUUUCAAGAAACUCAUUAUUUUGUGUUUUAACU
Messenger RNA from Nematostella vectensis (starlet sea anemone), 1483 nucleotides. Its product is annotated as protein FAM8A1. NCBI's taxonomy places the organism in Eukaryota, Metazoa, Cnidaria, Anthozoa, Actiniaria, Edwardsiidae. Bases 449 to 1420 code for a protein of 323 amino acids. The transcript has 5 exons. The record is from RefSeq and is a predicted model, not a curated record.